CACACACACACACACACACACUCCUGCAGAAGGUCUAGCGGUGUCUUCGAGUCUCUGCUCAGUUUCUUCUGGACGUCACGAUGGAUUUCAAGAACACGAAGAAAAAGAAGAUUCUUCUGUUGUCAGUGCUGUUGGCGGUGUGUGUGCUCGUGAUUAUUCUGGGUUUGGGUCUCGGUCUCGGUCUCCAGCUGCAAGACUGCAGGAAUAAAGGAGUGUCAGCGUCCUGCAGGAACCGUUGCUACGAGCCGUUCGAUGCGGAUCCUCCCUCCUGUCGCUGUGACAGUCAGUGUGUGGACACUGGCAGCUGUUGCUAUGACUACCAGGACAUCUGCCUCCUGCCCACUCAGAUCUGGGACUGUACGGCGCUGCGCUGUGGAGAGACGCGCCUGUCAGACAGUAAGUGUCACUGUUCUGAUGACUGUCUGAGAGCCGGAGACUGUUGCUCAAACUACAACAGUGUCUGUAAGGGAGACACGCAGUGGGUUCAGGAUGAGUGUGUGGACAUGAGCACAGCCAAAUGCCCUGCCAGUUUUAAGAGGCAGCCGCUGCUGUUGGUUUCACUGGAUGGUUUAAGAGCCGAAUAUCUGCAGACGUGGAGCUUACUAGUGCCAGUGCUGGAGAAGAUCAGAAAGUGCGGUACGUCUGCACCCUUCAUGCAGGCUGUGUUCCCUAGUAAGACGUUCCCUAACCACUACUCUAUAGCCACAGGUCUGUACGCCGAGUCACAUGGGCUGGUGGAUAAUAACAUGUACGACCCCGUGUUCGACGCCUCCUUCAGUCUGUCCAACAGUGAGAAGAACAAUCCCAGAUGGUACCAGGGACAACCGAUCUGGAACACUGCCAUGUAUCAGGGACUGAAAGCUGGAACGUUCUUCUGGCCGGGAUCCGACGUGCCCAUAAACGGGAGUUUCCCAGAUCUGUACAUGGAUUAUGACGGUAAGGUCCCGUAUGAGGAGAGGGUCUUCACUGUUCUACGGUGGCUCCAGUUGCCAGAGGAUAAACGGCCGGACUUCCUAACGCUGUACCUGGAGGAGCCUGAUAGUUCUGGACACAGUUUUGGACCCGUCAGUGGAGGACUGAUCAUGGCUCUGCAGGGUGUGGACAGAGUCAUCGGUCAGCUUAUGAACGGCCUCAAACAACUCAACCUUCAUCAAUGUGUUAACAUCAUCAUCGUCGCAGAUCACGGUAUGGAGGAGACCAGCUGUGAGCGUAAAGAAGCUCUUCAGGAUUUUGUGGCUGAUGUUGAUCAUCUGUUUGUCAGUGAGGGUCCGUUUGGACGAAUCAGAGCAAAAGACAAAACACACACAUUGGACGCGGCUGCGCUCGUGGCAAACAUGUCGUGUAAGCGUCCUCAGCAGCAGAUCAAGCCGUACCUGAAACACCUGUUGCCCAAACGCUUCCAUUACGCCCACAACAGGCGCAUCGAGGACGUGAGUGUGUUAGUGACCCCGCGCUGGCUCUUCGAGAGGUCUCCGGGGUCUCUCACAUUCUGUUCCGGAGGAAAUCAUGGAUAUGAUAAUGACAUCUACAGUAUGCAGGCCGCGUUUCUCAGUUUUGGACCUAAAUUCCUCUUUCAGACGGAAGUGGAUCCGUUUUCCAACAUUGAGCUGUACAACCUCAUGUGUGAUGUGCUGGAGAUCUCCCCAUCCCAUAACAACGGGACCCACGGGAGCCUGAAUCACCUGCUGCGGGCCCCGGUCCACCAGCCUGAUCCCCCGCGCGAGCAGAGCGGCCCGAUGCAGUGCCCGGUCACCAGCCUGGAGCCCACACACACACUGAGCUGUAGCUGCGCUGCACUGAGUGGAAGUGACAUCAACAUGCGCUUGAAUCUCACCGAGGCUGAAGUGGAAGACAGUGAGCGACGGCACAUGUUGUUUGGCCGUCCGCGAGUCCUGCAGUCUGAUGCUGAAUACUGUGUCCUGAAUCAACACGGCUUCAUCACGGCCUACAGCACACACACACACACACCCGUCUGGAGCUCCUUCACUGUGGACAGAACGGCAGGAAGUUCUCCGGUCGUCUCAGAUUGUCUCCGAGCGGACGUCAGGAUUCCAGCCAAUCAGAGCGCAACCUGUGAGCAGUUCAACAACUCUGGCGUCACGCACGGCUUCCUGUAUCCGCCCAAUCUGAACAGCUCGUCUGAAGAUCAGUUCGACGCUCUGACACUAGGAAACGUGGUGCCGAUGUUCCCACAAUUCAAGAGACUCUGGCAGUAUUUCCAGGAGGUUCUGCUGCUUAAAUACGCGUCUCAGUAUAACGGCAUUAACGUUGUCACUGGCCCGGUGUACGACUACAACUAUGACGGACGCUUCGACUCUCGGGAUCAGAUCCAGGAGUUGGUUGCAGGUUCGUCUGUUCCUCUUCCCACUCAUUAUUUCGCGGUGCUGACGAGCUGCCGGGACGAGACGCAGGCGGUGGGCGAAUGUUCCGGGGAACUUCAGAGCGUUUCCUUCCUUCUGCCCCACAGAGAUGAAAACACAGAGAGCUGCGCGGAUGACCAGCCGGAGUCCCAGUGGGUGGAGCCUCUCCUGUGGAUGCACCAAUCACGCGUGAGGGAUGUGGAGUGGAUCACGGGAUUGGACUUUUUCCAGGACAGCAAUCGUCCAAUCGCUGAGCUCCUCCGCCUUAAGACCCGCCCCACUGCCGCCAUCCAUCCCAAAGCUUGAGUCGCUGAACGCCACUGAUUCCUGUUCGUGAUUUAUUAUAUUUAAUUAUAAGUACCUCUUAUCGUUAAUAUAUUUAUUGAAUGUAUUAUCAUGUUUCUCAGUAAGAGCAUCUGUGCUGUAGAGGGAAAAAUAGAUUUCAUUCCCGUUCCUGCUCUUAUUGGUUUAUGAUUAAUUAAUUACAUCACAUUACACGCUUCAAAAAUAAUAAUAAAUGCUUAAUGAGUUUUUCUGUCUUGUUUCCCAGUUAAAUUAUAUAAAAAAUCCUUAAAUUCGCUUGAGAAGCAACUUUGUCUUUCUGCACUGGCUUGUUUUUAACUUUCUUUGUACUGAAAACAGACAAAAAUCACUCGUAUCUAAGCAACAGUCCAUGAAAAGGAGUCUUGCUGUCUCGUGCGGUGUUAAGUCUCCAGUCUGUAAAUUAUUUAAAUUUUAAAUAUUUCAAGGAUUUUUAGACACUUUAAACUUCAAGUGAAAAAUCUAAUUGGAAACAUUUUAUGAAGUCAUUUUUGCAGUGAGUUUAUGUUUGUCAAAAAAAUGCAUUAAAAUGAUAUGAAAACA
Messenger RNA from Rhinichthys klamathensis goyatoka, 3224 nucleotides. Its product is annotated as venom phosphodiesterase CdcPDE. NCBI's taxonomy places the organism in Eukaryota, Metazoa, Chordata, Actinopteri, Cypriniformes, Leuciscidae. The transcript has 25 exons. The record is from RefSeq and is a predicted model, not a curated record. Gene Ontology annotation, molecular function: nucleic acid binding; metal ion binding; nucleoside triphosphate diphosphatase activity. Gene Ontology annotation, biological process: nucleoside triphosphate catabolic process. The coding region runs from base 81 to 2666 and encodes 861 amino acids.